Myxocyprinus asiaticus (Chinese sucker) is the source of this 2466-nucleotide messenger RNA. Its product is annotated as NLR family CARD domain-containing protein 3-like. The record is from RefSeq and is a predicted model, not a curated record. NCBI's taxonomy places the organism in Eukaryota, Metazoa, Chordata, Actinopteri, Cypriniformes, Catostomidae. The transcript has 3 exons. The coding region runs from base 385 to 2466 and encodes 693 amino acids.
ACUGGAUGAUACUAUAAACAGAACACAACGAUCCCCUCCACCUUUCGGGUUUCAAAGACUUGCUUUUAAGAAGACCUGAGGGAAUGUUUAGGGGCGUGGCUCAUUGAUUGAUUAUUAAGUUGAUUAACCUGUGUAGCGCUGUAGAUCACGUAAUCUAAUUAAUAUUCAUGAACUAGCCCAGGGCCCGGGGAGGAUUAACCCCGCACUGCCCGUGUGAAUCGGCUGAUAAAUAUAUCUCAUGAGUACAGUAAAUAAACGCCCAUGUUUUUGUCCUUAAUUACUUCUGGCUCAACCAGGUAAAGAACCGGUUUCAAAACUGAAAGUUUUCAUCAAGGAAGGACGAUAAAUUCACCGACGAUUCCCGGUCAACGCCUGCCUUUUUCUAUGGAGGAAAAAAAGCCAGAUCUCUCUCCAGAACCCAGCUGUGUGUCAAUAAGUGGGAGAUCCAUUAUUCAGCCCCCACAAUUCAGUGAUGGAGCAGAGACCUUUGACCCCAGGAAGAGUCAGAGAGCAGCAUCUCAAGAACUCAGCUGUGACAGAUCCAUUAUUCAACCCCCCAAAUUCAGUGAUGGAGCAGAGACAUCUGAGCUCAUGCAGCACUUCACAGUACCAGCUCUUAAGACACGCACACUGCUGGAGAAAACUGGAGACCUGCAAAAGAAUUCUUGUCAACCAGUAGAUAAUGUCCUGCAGAAUGUCAAACAGAAACACAAAACCUACAUGAAGAAUAAGUAUGAAAGCUUAUUUGAAGGAUACAAAAGACCAGUGAAUAAAACACCUCUUGAAAAGAUUUACACACAGCUCUACAUCAUAGAGGGAGAGCGUAAAGUGGUGAAUGAAGAACAUGAGGUUUUAAACAUGGAGAAAACAGCCAGAAUUCAACACUUACAAGACACUCCAAUCUACUGCAAUGACAUCUUUAAACCCUUACCUGAACUAGGAUGUGAGGAGAAGAGAAAAGACAAAAUAAAGACUGUUCUUACGAAAGGCAUCGCUGGAAUUGGAAAAACAGUCUCUGUGCAGAAGUUCAUUCUGGACUGGGCUGAGGGAAAAGCCAAUCAGGAUGUAGAUUUCAUGUUUGUGUUUCCAUUUCGAGAGCUGAACUUGAUUAAAGAUGUGCAGUACAGUCUUUACAAACUUCUGCUGGACUUUCAUCCAGAACUUCAUGAUCUGGACUCAAAGAUUUAUGAUGAGUGUAAAGUUGUGUUCAUCUUUGACGGUCUGGAUGAAAGCAGAAUUCCACUGAUGUUUUCAGACAGUGAGAAAGUUUCUGAUGUGACUAAGACUUCAUCAGUGGGUGUGUUGAUGUCAAACCUCAUCAAAGGAGAGCUGCUUCCCUCUGCUCUCAUCUGGAUUACCUCCAGACCAGCAGCAGCCAAUCAGAUCUCCUCCAUUUACAUCGAUCGUGUGACAGAAAUUCAGGGAUUCAAUGACCCUCAGAAGGAGGAAUAUUUCAGGAAGAGAAUCAGUGAUGAGCAUCAAGCCAGCAGAAUCAUCUCACACAUUAAAAAAGCAAGAAGCCUCCACAUCAUGUGCCACAUACCAGUCUUCUGUUGGAUCUCAUCCACUGUGCUUCAAAAUAUCCUGAAACAAGAUGACAGUGCAGAAAUCCCUCAAACUCUGACUGAAAUGUACAUCCACUUCCUGCUCAUUCAGAUCAAUAUGAGGAAUCGGAAGUAUGAAGAGAGAGAUCCAGAGAAACUCCUGCAGUCCAACAGAGAAGUGAUUGUGAAACUUGCUGAACUGGCUUUCAAACAGCUGAUGAAGGGCAAUGUCAUGUUCUAUGAGGAGGACCUGAGAGAGAGCGGCAUAGACCUCACUGAUGCCUCAGUGUAUUCUGGGAUCUGCACUGAGAUCUUUAAGGAGGAAUCUGUGAUUCAUCAGAGGAAAGUCUACUGCUUCAUACAUCUCAGCUUUCAGGAGUUUCUGGCGGCUUUUUAUUGGUUCCACUGCUUUGUGAGUAGCACCAUGGAGGCACAAAAGUUUUUUGAUUCAUUGCAUAAUUUGCUCAGAGGAGUAGUAGAUAAAGCCCUGCAGAGUGAAAAUGGACACUUGGAUCUUUUCCUGCGAUUCCUGCUGGGCAUUUCACUGGAGUCCAAUCAGAGACUCUUACAGGAUCUGCUGACACACACAGAGAACAGCUCAGAGAACAUCAAGAAAACCUCACAGUACAUUAAAGACAAAAUCAAGAGUGACAAACAUCUCUCGAAUGAAAGAUCCAUCAAUCUGUUCCUCUGUCUGCUGGAGAUGAAAGAUCAGACUCUGUACAGAGAGAUUCAGGAGUUUGUACAAUCAGAUAAACACUCAGAGAAUAAACUCUCUCCUGCUGAAUGUUCUGCAAUCGCCUACAUGCUUCAGAUGUCAGAGGAGGAGUUGGAUGAGCUGGACCUGAAGAAAUACAACACAUCAGAGGAGGGUAGAAGAAGACUUAUACCAGCUGUGAGCAACUGCAGAAAAGCUCUGUGA